AUAGACACACAAAGACAUGCGCACUCAACUUAAUCAGCCAUUUUUUUAAACAGGGCUAAAACGAUAAUAAUUAGCAGAAUAAAGACAUAUCGGAUUUUCAUUUCCUUUCCUCCGUUUCCCGACCCCCUUCCACAAGAGAAACUGCGAGGCAGCCCGUCGACACGUCGUUUCACCGCCACCGGAUCCAAAAUAAGGGAUAGCUCUCUAAACGCUUGACAUUUUUGAUUUUCAUCCCCUUUUUCCAUUAUAAAGUUGGAGGAUUAUUAUUAUUUUCUCUGUUUUUUCUACCUUUGUGUUGUCCAAUUACGCAAGCCGCUGGAUGUGACUUUGUUUUAUAAACCCAAGAGCAAAGAGAGAAGCGGAGGUGACGGCUUUGAAGGGGGAAGAAAGUCCCUGUUAGGCUGGAUGAGAUGAGAUCCCUAUGUAGUGGUCGUCAUGGCAACUUGUGACUCUCCCCCUAUGGUGUCGUCACGGCAGCAGGAACAUGGUGGCCAGAAGCUGGACGCUGCUGCCGAGGACAACUCCGUCGUCGCCAUGGAGACCAGUAUCGCCAACAGCAACAGCAACAACGCCAACAACAACAACCGAUCGUCGCCUGUCGUCUCCGUCAUUGGAGAGCCGGAGAAUGGCCUCGGAGAGCCCGCUGUGAGCCCGCUGAGGUCCACUGCUACCCCCACCACUGUUAGUGCAACCACCGGCCCUGUGACUGAACAGAGCCGGAGAGAAAGCUUUACUACCGGGAACAACGGGAGUGUUACCGGGACUUUACCAGGAGUAGGAGGAGGAGCGGCUUUGGGUUCGGACUGUUCUGCCCCCGCCACAUCUCCUGUGGCACCGGCCAAGGAGAUCCCCUGCAACGAAUGUUCUAGCUCCUUCUCCAGUUUACAGAAAUACAUGGAGCACCACUGCCCCAAUGCCCGCCUGCCUACCGCAGGAGGUCAUGAGGAGGAGGGGGAGGAGGUCGAAGGGGUGGUAGGGGAGGAGAGUGAAGGUGAAAUGGAGCAUGACAGGGGUGCUGUGGAAGUGGGGGAGAUGAACAGUGAGAUGGAGAUGGAAGAGGAGAGUGAUGUGGAGAACCUGUGUGGCGAGAUCGUCUACCAGCCCGACGGCUCUGCCUUCAUCCUGGAGGACUCCAAAGAGCAGCGUGGCAGCCAGGGGGGGCUCUCUUCAGCUCUCCAAUUCAGGGGCCUGCUGUCCCCCCAAACCUUCCCCAAUGCCCAGGCCAGCAGUGGCCAGAGUGGUCUGAGCCCUGGGGGGGAGCGGUUGGAGCAGCCCGCUGCACCCAUGUCCUUCUACCCCCAGAUCAUCAACACCUUCCACAUCGCCUCAUCCCUGGGGAGCAAAUCCCUGGCGGCUGACCACCCCUCCUUCCCAAAUACCUCAGCUGGAGGGCUGGCGGGCGCCGGUCCCGUGUUGCACAGUUUCCGUGUCUACGACCUCCGCCACAAGACUGACAAAGACUAUCUGACGGCGGAUGGCGCAGCCAAAAACUCCUGUGUGUCCAAAGAUGUCCCCAACAAUGUGGACUUGUCCAAGUUUGAGGGUUGCGUGGCCGAUGGGCGGCGGAAGCCUGUGCUGAUGUGUUUCCUGUGCAAGCUGUCUUUUGGCUACAGCCGCUCCUUCGUGACGCAUGCCGUCCAUGACCAUCGAAUGACCCUGAACGACCAGGAGCAGAAGCUUCUGAGCAACAAGCAUGUCUCCGCCAUCAUCCAGGGCAUCGGCAAGGACAAAGAACCUCUUAUAAGCUUUCUGGAACCAAAAAAACCCCCCAACUCUGUGCUACCCCACUUUCCCACGCCUGCCAACUUCCUAGGGCCAGACGCGGGGCUCCGCGGUUUGUGGAAUGCUUUCCACAGUAGUGGGGAGAAUGCUGAUUCCCUCCACGCAGGCUUUGCCUUCCUGAAGGGCAGUGCCAGCAGCUCCUCCAGUGACCAAACCCCCAGAACCCAACCCAUGCCAAAGGCUGAGACCAACCCAAACCUCGGGGGAGGGGCUGGUGCCCACAUAACCCCUGGUGGGAGUUCUGCUGCUGCUGCCACUGGUGGCAACCUGGAGGGCCGGGACUCUGAUAGUGAUUGCAAGGGCCGCGUUAGGGACACAUGCACUUUGCAACCCAACGGGCCGGACCUGAGCCAGUACCCGCCCAUCAAGCGGGAACCCGGUGCAGUGGGAGGCGAGAGUCCGGAGCAGGAUGAGGACGCUUACUCAAGUGCAGGAGGAGUAGAAAUGGAGGCAGAUGAGGAGGAGGAGCAGGCCAUGACUAUGACCAUGACGAUGACAGGCCAGCGGGCCGACAGCACCAGUAGCAAAGAUUUCCCUCUCUUAAACCAAAGCAUUUCCCCCCUGUCCAACAGUGUGCUGAAGUACAACAGAGACAGCAAAGGCCCUGCUUCCACCUCCUCUUCCUCCUUGCCUGUGUGUGAGGACCUGGAGAUGGAGAAGGGCCGCCUGUCCACUGCCCUUGCAGCAGCCAGAGAGCAGGAGAGCAGCAGCGACUCAACCAGUGAAGCCCUGUUAGGCCGGGAUGGGUCCUCGCCUUCCUCCCACCCCAUUGACCUGAUGAUGUUACGCAGAGACGAUGAAAGCCCUGGGCCUCUGCACCAACACACGGGAAACCCAGGUACACCUGGAACCCCAGGGACACCUGGUACCCCAGGUCCAGGUGAAGGGUCCCCAGGCAGUGGGGUUGAGUGCCCCAAAUGUGACACAGUCUUGGGAUCCUCGCGGUCCUUGGGAGGGCAUAUGACCAUGAUGCAUUCGCGGAAUUCCUGUAAGACUCUGAAGUGUCCCAAGUGCAACUGGCACUACAAGUAUCAGCAGACACUGGAUGCCCACAUGAAGGAGAAACACCCAGAGUCUGGUGGAUCAUGUGUGUACUGCCGCACAGGCCAGCCUCACCCACGUUUAGCCAGGGGCGAGAGCUAUACCUGUGGAUACAAGCCCUUCCGUUGUGAGGUAUGUAACUACUCAACCACCACCAAGGGCAACCUGAGCAUCCACAUGCAGUCGGACAAGCAUUUGAACAAUGUACAGACACUCCAGAAUGGUGGCAGUGAAGCCCAGUAUAACCACAACCACAACCAUGCCAACCCUGUGCCCAGUGCCAGUCUUGGAGGAGGCUGUGGUGCACCCUCGCCGUCCAAGCCCAAACAGAAGCCCACUUGGCGUUGUGAGGUGUGUGACUAUGAGACCAAUGUGGCACGGAACCUGCGAAUCCACAUGACCAGUGAGAAACACAUGCACAACAUGAUGCUGCUGCAGCAGAACAUGAAGCAGAUCCAACACAGUCUCCAUCUGGGCCUGGCCCCAGCUGAGGCAGAGCUCUACCAGUACUACCUGGCCCAGAACAUGGGCCUGGCCGGUGUAAAACUGGAGAGCCCAGCCGGAGCCAGCGGCCCAGAUGCCCAGAUGAUGAUUAACCCAUUCCAACUAGACCCUGGAACGGCGGCUGCCCUUGGAUCUGGAUUAGUGAAUAAUGACUUAUCAGCGGAGUUGCGUCUAGCCAGCGGUCAACUGAUGGCAGACGACCUAUCCCUGCUUUCCUCAGGCGGGAUGGGGGGCAUGUCUACGUCGGACUCCUCCACCCUCUCAUCCUUGUCCCCACCCAUCAAUGACCCGUCACUGCGCCUGUACCAGUGCGCCGUGUGCAACUGCUACUCCACGGACAGUCUGGAGGCUCUCAGCGCUCACGUCAACGCCGAGCGCGCCCUGCCCGAGGAGGAGUGGCGCUGCGUGGUCGGUGACGUCUACCAGUGCAAGCUCUGCAGCUACAACACGCAGCUCAAGGCUAACUUCCAGCUGCACUGCAAGACCGACAAGCACAUGCAGAAGCACCAGCUGGUGGCCCACAUCAAGGAGGGGGGCAAGGCCAACCAGUGGAGGUUAAAGUGUGUCGCCAUUGGCAACCCCGUGCACCUCAAGUGCAACGCCUGCGACUACUACAGCAACAGCGUAGAUAAACUGAGGCUACAUGCCACCAACCAGAGGCACGAGGCUGCCAUCCGCCUCUACAAGCACUUGCAGAAGCAGGACAGCGCCUACAGUCCAGAGUCGUGCGUCUACUACUGCGUGCUGUGCGACUACUCCACCAAGGCCCGCCUCAACCUGGUGCAGCACGCCCGCUCAGCUCGCCACCAGCAGAACGAAGGGCUGAGGAAACUCCAGCUGCACCAGCAAGGCCUGGGAGGAGACGAGGACGGACUGAGUCUGCACGAGCUCUUCCACGUCAGGGAGUGUCCCUCCAGCCAAGAAGAGACUGGCGAGGACAGUGAGGGCCCUCCUCGCUCUUCCUCCAGGCCGGGACUCAACCUCAGUGACCGAGACCUGGCCGACGCCAAGAGGACUGACAGACUGAAUGCGAUGGCCAAAGAGAAAGAGGUGACAGGACAUAAUGCUAUGGUCAAGCGCUCCCUCCUGUCAGAUCGACAGAUUGACAGCCCGCCCAAGCGGCCCAAAUCAGCUGAGGGGAAGACCUCCACCAACGAGCAGGUCCAGCAGUGUCCGUACUGCAACUACAGUAGUAAAGAUGCCAACCGUAUGCAGCUCCAUGUGAUGUCCCAGCAUUCCAUGCAGCCUGUAAUCCGUUGCCCACUGUGUCAGGAUGUUCUGAGCAACAAGAUUCACCUGCAACUGCAUCUCACCCACCUACACAGUGUGGCUCCCGACUGCGUUGAAAAACUAAUUCUGACUGUUGUCGGACCUGACACAGUGACGCAAAAUGAUGUAAUGCAUCCCACACCUGGACAAGACAAAGCCCUAUCUUUAAUGGAUUCCUCUUCCUCUCUUGCUGAUGGGUCUGGAAAAUCUCAAGGAACCAUAUCCAAGGAUGAUCUCAACAUUCAAGACAAGAAUGAGAUGGACCUCCAGGGUGAGGAGCUCAAGCCCCCUAAGGAGGCCUCAGAGGCCCCAGACUGGAAGAGGGCCAGUGGGCUUGGACAUGAUAGCAAGUCCCCUGAUGCCCUACAGGACCAUCUAAGUGAGCUCCAAAGGCUCCAGCAGCAACAACAGCAGCUCUCAGUCUCUGAUCGGCAUGUCUACAAAUACCGCUGCAAUCACUGCAGCCUGGCCUUCAAGACCAUGCAGAAGCUUCAGAUACAUUCCCAGUAUCAUGCCAUCAGAGCAGCCACUAUGUGCAGCCUUUGCCAGCGCAGCUUCAGGACAUUCCUGGCCCUUAGGAAACACUUGGAAAAUGGACACCCUGAACUUAGUGAGGCGGAAGUGCAGCAACUGAUAGGCAGUCUGCCACUGAAUGGUGAUAUCACUGAGAGUGAGGUUAGGGCUUUGGAGGAAGCUCAAGCCUUCGAACAUGACUUGGACAAAGAUGAUGAGCUGGACCAGGAGGAGAAGCCCAGCCCUACAGGAAGUGACAGUAGCUCUCUGCUGGAUGACAUGGGAGCAGAACCAAAACGAACCCUACCCUUCAGAAAAGGGCCCAAUUUCACCAUGGAGAAAUUUUUGGAUCCCUCCCGGCCUUACAAAUGCACAGUAUGCAAGGAGUCCUUCACACAAAAGAACAUCCUACUAGUCCACUAUAACUCAGUGUCCCACCUGCACAAGUUGAAGAAGGUCCUCCAAGAGGCCUCAAGCCCAGUUCCCCAAGAGACAGGCAACAGCAUUGACAACAAACCAUUCAAAUGCAAUAUUUGCAACGUUGCCUACAGCCAAAGCUCAACACUUGAGAUUCACAUGAGGUCCGUGCUCCACCAGACCAAAGCCAGAACAGCAAAAACUGAAAUGAGCAGCAGUAGCAGCAUCACCGGGACCAGUGGUCCAGUGCCAGCAAAAAGCCCAGCCCCAUGCACACAAGGAAACAGCAACAACUCAGACACUGCUAGAAGUGGAACACCCUCUGCUAACAAAGAAAACACUGUGGAAGCCAAAGAAGCUAAUAGCAGCAACAACACUAAACAAAGCACGACUACUGACCAUGUUUCAGCACAGACAAGCAGCCACCAGCCAGCACAGUCCCCAGCCCAGCUGCAGUUACAGCUUCAGCAUGAGCUCCAACAGCAGGCUGCCUUCUUUCAGCCUCAGUUUCUCAACCCAGCUUUCUUCCCCCAUUUUCCCAUGACCCCAGAGGCAUUGCUGCAAUUCCAACAGCCCCAGUUCCUCUUUCCUUUCUACAUCCCUGGAGCAGAGUUCAACCUUAGCCCAGAACUGGCCCUACACUCAGCAGCAGCUUUUGGGAUGCCUGGUCUUACUGGCUCAUUUCUGGAGGAUCUGAAGCAGCAGAUGCAACAGCAGCACCAACUGCAGCAGGCUCAGGCCCAGCAACAGGCUCAGCAGCAACAGCAACAGCAGCAACAGCAACAACAGCAGCAAGCCUCUCAGACACAGUCACAGCUUCAGCAACAGAAAAACCAGCAACUGCAGAGCCACAAACCCAAAAUAGAGUCUAGCACUGUGUCUGUCUCAGAGAUCCACAUGUCCAGAGAGGCAGAGGACCACCUGGAGAAACAAGAAAACAGAACAAAGAUGGAGAAUGGUGGCGAUGGAUUAAGUGAUGGAGGAAAAGACAACAAAGAUCCUAAAAAGUCAAAGUUCCCAGAGCCACUGAUCCCUCCUCCACGUAUUGUGUCAGGAGCCAGGGGCAAUGCAGCCAAAGCUCUACUAGAGAACUUUGGAUUUGAGCUAGUCAUCCAGUACAAUGAAAACAGACAAAAAAACCAAAAGAAGAACAAAGAUGGGAUUGAACAAGUAGAGAUGAACACUGAUAAGCUUGAAUGUGGGAUGUGCGGAAAGCUCUUCUCCAAUAUGCUUAUUCUCAAAAGCCACCAGGAGCAUGUGCACAGCCAGUUCUUCCCUUAUGUUGAGCUUGAAAAGUUUGCCCAGCAGUACAGAGAGGCCUAUGACAAACUCUAUCCUAUAAAUCCUGCCUCACCUGAGACACCCCCACCACCUCCACCGCCACCACCUCCACCUCCUCCACCUCCUGCCCCUGCCCCAGUCACAGCUCCUCAGCCUCCUUCUACAUCCAUGACAAAGCCUCAAACUCCAGCCCCUUCACCUGUUCCUGUUUCCCACCAAGCCCCCCACCAGCCUCCACACCAGGCACCACCACCUCAGCCACCGCCCCCUCCCCCACCCCCUUCAGGCCCUCCUGCACCUCCACAAGUGCAACUCCCUGUACCCCUGGAUCUGCCCCUCUUCCCACCUCUAAUGAUGCAGUCUGUCCAGCAUCCAGGCCUGCCCCCUCAGCUGGCCCUCCAGCUGCCCACAAUGGACUCUUUGUCCACAGACCUCACACAACUCUGCCAACAGCAACUGGGGCUUGAUCCAAAUUUCCUUCGCCAGUCUCAGUUCAAGCGACCACGCACCCGUAUCACUGAUGACCAACUGAAGAUCCUGCGGGCCCACUUCGACAUCAACAACUCUCCAAAUGAAGAACAAAUUCAAGAGAUGUCAGAGAAGUCUGGUCUACCCCAGAAAGUUAUCAAGCACUGGUUCCGUAACACCCUCUUUAAAGAGAGGCAGCGAAGCAAAGACUCCCCCUACAAUUUCAAUAUUCCUCCCAUCACUACAUUGGAUGACAUUCGAGUGGAGCCCCAGAUUAACACAUUGGAAUACUACAGAAGUGAUUCAGCCACGAACAAGAGGUCAUCCAGGACCCGAUUCACUGAUUACCAGCUGAGGGUUCUUCAAGAUUUCUUCGACACCAAUGCCUACCCAAAGGAUGAUGAGAUUGAGCAGCUCUCCACUGUGCUCAACCUCCCAACUCGGGUUAUUGUGGUGUGGUUCCAAAAUGCCCGACAGAAAGCUCGCAAGAGCUAUGAGAACCAGGCAGACUCUAAAGACAAUGAGAAAAAAGAGCUGACCAACGAGCGUUACAUCAGAACCAGCAACAUGCAGUACCAGUGUAAAAAGUGCAACAUUGUGUUCCCACGUAUCUUCGACCUUAUCACUCACCAGAAGAAGCAGUGUUACAAGGAUGAGGAUGAGGAAGGGAAUGAGGACAACUCUGAGGAGUAUAUAGAGUCUAUAGAGCAUGGUCCAAUUAAGACUACCCAAGCAAUCUCAGAGGUACCUAAACAACUGCAAGGAACUGCCAACAACUCUGGCUCAAGCUCCCCUCUGAUGCCCUCUCCUCGUCCCAGCAUGGGGAAAACGUCCCCUAAGCCCGAGAUACCCCCUGAUACAAAACCGAAGCAGCCUGAGACUGCCCCCUCACCAGUGAUCAAGUCACUGCCAGACCCCAGACCAUCUAAGGCUUCUACACCACAGCCACCACCUCAGAAAGCUCCCCAGCCCCAGAUGUCAAGACCCCAUUCUCAGCCACAAUCAGCUGCAGUGCCCUCAAGCCCCCUUUCACUGGCUCUUUCCUCACUCACAAACAGCCUUCCCCACCAGAUGCUUCAGUACCAGUGUGACCAGUGUAAGAUUGCCUUCCCCACUGUGGAGUUGUGGCAGGAGCACCAGCACAUGCAUUUCCUGGCUGCCCAAAACCAGUUCCUUCACUCACAGUUCCUGGAAAGGCCCCUCGAUAUGCCCUAUAUGAUAUUUGACCCCAACAACCCCCUCAUGGCUAGCCAGCUGCUAUCUGGAGGCCUCUCUCAAAUGCCCUCUCAGAGCAGCUCUGGUCUUGCCUCUGCCCCAGGCUCUGGGGCAAUGAAGAGAAAACUAGAUGACAAGGAGGAAAGUGCAAAUGAUAAAGAUGGUGGAAACAGUGGUGAAGAGCAACACAGAGAUAAACGCUUAAGAACCACCAUCACACCAGAACAACUGGAGAUCCUCUAUGACAAAUACCUACUUGACUCUAACCCAACACGAAAAAUGCUGGACCAUAUUGCACGAGAGGUUGGCCUGAAAAAGCGAGUUGUACAAGUGUGGUUCCAGAACACGCGUGCAAGAGAAAGAAAGGGGCAGUUCAGAGCUAUAGGACCAUCCCAGUCCCACAAGAAAUGUCCCUUUUGCAGAGCACUAUUCAAGGCGAAAUCAGCUCUCGAUAGCCACAUUCGGUCUAGACACUGGCAUGAGGCUAAACAAGCAGGCUUCAGCUUGCCGCCAAGCCCAAUGAUGAAUCAAGACAAUGAAAGAGGUGAAAGCCCAAAUAAAUACAGUUUCUUUGAGUACCCUCAGCUGCCUACUAAGACUGAGCCGAAUGAGUAUGAGGUGCCUACUGCAUCCUCAACUCCAGUCAAACCAUCUGAGGCCCCGCUAAAAAACUUCUUGAGCCCUUCAUCCUUAAAAGCAGAAAACUGUGAUGAAACAGAGGGGCCUAAUAUGAAUUCUGCAGAGGCCUCCUCUUAUGAUCUCAGCAAGAUGGACUUCGAUGAGACAUCAUCGAUCAAUACGGCCAUAAGUGAUGCUACAACUGGAGAUGAGGGAAACAACAAUGAGGUUGAGAGCCUCACCGCUAAUGGAGGAGACAAGUUGAGUGAAAGCAAGAGUACUCCAGCACCAAAUUCUGAUGGGGGCGAUGACAGGUUCCAGUUCAGCAUGGUAAGCCCUGCCCUCAGUUUCUCUGGAAGGGACUGUGACUCCUACUUCAGCUCCAGAGAUGAUGAACUAGAUGAUAACAAUGACAGGAGUGAAUCAUCAAGCCUCGCUGAUCCUAGUUCCCCCAGUCCCUUUGGAGGGGGAAACCCCUUCAACAAGUCGGGGAAAGGCAGCAGUUCUGGGGAUAGGCCAGGCCACAAACGUUUCAGGACCCAGAUGAGUAACCUGCAACUCAAAGUUCUCAAAGCCUGUUUCAGUGACUACCGCACCCCAACAAUGCAAGAGUGUGAGAUGCUGGGCAAUGAAAUUGGACUCCCCAAACGUGUGGUCCAGGUGUGGUUCCAGAAUGCCCGUGCUAAAGAAAAGAAAUUCAAAAUAAACAUUGGAAAGCCAUUUAUGAUUAGUCAAGGCUCACCGGAGGGACCUAGGCCUGAGUGUACUUUGUGUGGUGUAAAGUACACUGCCCGAAUGUCCGUCCGAGACCACAUCUUCUCCAAACAGCACAUCACCAAAGUGCAAGAAACCCUGGGAAACCAGGUGGACAGAGAAAAGGACUACCUAGCACCAACCACUGUCCGUCAGUUGAUGGCACAGCAAGAGCUCGACCGCAUGAAGAAAGCUGGUGAAGGACUCAGCCUGACUGGCCAGCAGCAACAGACUGCAGUGGACAACAAUAAUGCACUUCAUGGCCUCAGCCUGCCCUCAGGCUACCCAGGGAUAUCUGGCCUUCCGCCAGUCCUGCUUCCUGGGGUUAACGGGCCAUCAUCACUUCCUGUUUUUCCACCCAACACACCUGCUUUAGCGUCUCCCGGUGCUGGCAUGCUUGGGUUCCCUACACCAGCCACCCCCUCUCCUGCCAUGUCUCUCAGCACUACCCCAACCAAGACUCUUCUGCAGACUCCUCCUCCUCCUCCUCCUCCACCUCCUCCUCCUCCUCCUCCUGUUCCCUCCGUACCUUUGGCAGCAGUUAAUCAUACAGAGCAGCAAGGUAAAGAUUCAGAGAGAGACAGCAGCAAGAAACCAGGGGACAAGCCAACUCAGAUGAAGGUCAAAGAACGAGAAAAUGAGAGCAGCUCACGCGCUGAGACCCCCAGCAUGGCCAAGAAGAGGGAGAAACCAUGUUCAGCUCCAGGGAAACCAGGAAGUGAUACUCCACUGGAUGCCACCCAGCUGCAGGCACUUCAGAAUGCUCUCGCUGCCAGUGACCCCAGCUCCUUCUUGGGGGGCCAGUUCCUGCCCUAUUUCCUUCCUGGGUUUCCCAACUGCUUCUCUCCCCAACUGCCGAGAGGGGUCCAAACAGGGGGCUACUUCCCACCUCUGUGUGGAAUGGAGAACCUGUUUCCUUAUGGUCCAGCAGCAGUCCCACAGGCUGCCAUGGCCGCUGGUCUUUCCCCCUCUGCUCUCCUGCAGCAGUAUCAGCAGUACCAGCAGUCCCUCCAGGAUUCACUGCAGAAGCAACAACAGCAGCAGCAGAAACAGCUUGAGCAACAACAGAAACAACAACAGCAGCAGCAGAAACCAACCCCUGUGAAGACACCCCAGAGCGUGCAGAGCACCACCAACAACAACUCCUUCAAACCAAAAGAAGCUAUCGAAGCUAAGGAUGACACCAACAAAGGCUCUUCAACAGAAAGCACAAAAGAAGAACCGAAAACAGAUACCAAAAGUACCAUGGAUUUUCCAGAUGCUUUUAUUGUACCGUCCGUUAAGCAUGAGUUUAUAUGCAGGAAGUGCCAGAUGAUUUUUGCUGACGAAGAUUCAGUGGUGCGUCACCAGAAGUCCUUCUGUUACUUCGGACAUGCUUUUACUGACCCGCAAGAGACAGUGCUUCGAAAGGCAGUGAGCAAAUACACUUGUGUCGCCUGCAAUGUGGUUGUUAACGGGAAUGAAGCACUUGGCCAACACCUUCAGUCGAGCUUGCACAAAGAGAAAACAAUCAAACAAGCAAUGAGAAAUGCCAAAGAGCAUACUAGAUUAUUACCUCACUCUGUCUGCUCCCCUACUCCUAACACCACAUCUACCUCGCAGUCUGCAGCUUCUUCUAAUAACACCUUUCCUCAUCUCUCUCGCUUGUCCAUGAAGUCCUGGCCAAAUGUCCUGUUCCAGGCCACCACAGCCCGGAAAGCUGCUUCCUCCUCCUCCCCGUCUGCCUCUCCUCCUCCCCCCCUCUCCUCACCUUCAACGGUUACCUCAACUUCCUGCAGCACCUCAGGGGUUCCAACCUCACUACCCACCGAGAGUUGUUCAGAUGAGUCUGACAAUGAGCUAAGCCAGAAGCUGGAUGACUUAGAUAACGCGUUGGAAGUCAAGGCUAAGCCGGCCUCUGGCCUAGACGCGAGCUUCAGUAGUAUCAGAAUGGAUAUGUUCAGUGUGUAGGAGUGAAAAAAGGAUCCCUUGCUUAAAGAAAAAAUAAGACUUUUUAAACUGCAGUUCCAAAGUUUCUCUUAACCCAAAAAAUUACAGUACCAAAUGAUUGACUCAGGAUUGUUUUUCCCAUAUUGAUAUGCUGGCAAGAUAUUGAUUGAUUUUUGUUAUGGACAGAACUGUUGCAGAUGCUUGACUGAGCUUAUAUUGUAUACAAAAACAUGGAGUAGGAAAAAAAUCCCACAGGCUCCCUUGGGGGGGCUUGUUUCAAGCCAAAAACUCUCACGAUAGCAAAUUGCACCUCAGCUGGAUUGUUUUCCAAAUGCUAGCAUGUACUGUAUGGGAUGACGAUCCAGAACCCUCAAAGAGAAUCUCUCUUAGUUUAGAUAGGUGUAAUUCAGUAGCUUUAAAUUCUCAGGUCAGAACAUAACAUUUCUCAUUUGUUAAAGCAGCAACAAGCCUGGGUACACUUGGCUUAUAACCAAAACAUGUCAAGCUUUAUCGGACGCAUUUCCUUGAUGUGUAUAGAGUACCAAGAGACAAUAUUACUGUUACAAUGGACGAUGUGCAUAUCCUUUUAGUUUUGCCCUACAAAGACAGUAUGGUUUUGCCACUGAGGGAAUUUAGAAUGGUGAAAUAAAUGUGUAUGAUGCCCCUGUGUUUGCCAGUUUGUAUUACAACAAGCUGUAUCUAUUUCCCACCCCUUUUUUCUUGUAGAAUAUACUAAUCUGUGCCAACUCUUACCUUCUCACUUUUACCUCUGCUCACACCCUUUUCUGAAGAGGUAAUAACUCUAGUUUUGAUAGACUCUUGAGGAUUAUGUGAAUAUAACAUUUUUCAUUUGUGAAUUGCUGUACUGUUACGGUACCUGCUUGUGUCUGGACUAUAGUGCACUUAUUUUGUUUUUAUUUGUCUUUUUAUUAUUAUUUGAGUAGGCCAUUUGUUAAUUUAAUAGAAUUUUUCUGUUUAUGUAUGUAUGUAUGUAUGUAUGUGUUAUGUUUUAAUUAUUAUUUGUGUCUAUUGCAGCAGCAUAUUGGUCCAUAUUUGUUACAGGAUUGAUGCCUAACAAUCUAGAGACCUAUUUAACAAUUGGUGCAUCCAUGAAAGUAGUACUGUAUACUUGAAACUGUUAAGGUACAAGUUGGUCACAAUGUUAAAAAAAAAAAAAAAAAAAAGGUAUGAAUAUUUGCUAUAGGUUUGCAAAUAUGCUGCUUUAAAAGGGGGACAACAGCAUUUGUUUUGUAUAUUGAAACAUUUUCAUGUGCUUGUAGGACUGAUAACAGUGUUACACCUAUACACUGCCAUUUAGUGCAUAGGUUGACGUCCUCCCAUCAACUCUCUGGGCACUUCUGUUGAUCUAUCAUUAAAAGUAAACAUUUUAAUUUUUCCACAUUUAGUGAUUUCAACAUUGCAAAGUAUUACCUUACAACGUUUUGCUGCUACUGUGUAAUGUUAUUUUGCUUGCCAUAAAUUCUCUCAACUUUCUACCAGACAAAAUACUGAUCCAUGAAUUGCUUUGCUUUGCUAUUUUUAUUUUAUGUUAUUUUAUUUUGUUAUUUUGCUGUGGAACUAAGAAUGUGAAAGCUGUCAAAGGGUGUUCAAUUUUUUACGAAUCACUUUCUAGUUUGGUAAUUGAAACCAAUGUGAUUCAUUCCAAAGUAACAGAAGGCUAUUUGUAUGAAAGAAAAAGGCUUGUGAACAAAGAAAGCUAAGCUGUUGUACAUAUUCGUAGUUGGCUGUGCAUGGUACAAAUUUAUUAAUAUGAAGAAAUGCAAAAAUGUAUUGCUUUUGGUAUUUCCUAUUCUGAGAUGAGCAAGUAGCAUGUAAUGCAACUGUUUGACAGGUUAAAUCAAAUCAUGCUUAGUUAUUGUUUCAAACGAUGAAAUCAAGUAACAUUUCCUCUUAUGUUUUAUUAUUGUACAGUUGUUUUCUUUUUUCUUUUCUGUUCAAAGUUUUAAAGCAAAAUGUCAGUUUUUAAUUCUCUGCGUGAGCUUUUUAAAUGUCCUUAUUUGGAUUUUUAGUAUUUUAACAUUUACUUUUAUCCUGAAGACACUUUUCGAUUGUGUUUCAUAAGAGACAUCCUGGCCUCCCAAGGUGCAAUUCUGCCAUUGUACAAACAUGAGCGACUGUCCUGAUUCCAAAGGCUUUCACAACUCUGGCUUUUUGCCUUUCCCCACUCUGUGGCUCAGCAUUGAAAGACUGAACUGUCAGCUAGCAUCACGUGCUAAGAUGCUAGCAUCAGACAGGACGCUUCCCACACCAAGGACUGGUAAAAGCUAACAAACCAACAAAAAGGAUGGUCCAACAAUAUAACUGUACAUAGAUAUUGCAACUGCACAGCAGCCAAAAAGAAAAAAAAAAAGAACUUUUUAAAAAAAAUGGAUGGAUUGUGUCAUGUUUAUGGGGACAGCCUUCAAAAGGUUGAAAUUGGAAUUGUUCUUCUGGAUGUCAAAGGGAUUUUCACGGCGCAAUCAUAUCCUACACAAUAUGUACUCUUCAACAUCUGGGUUACAUAGGAAAUGCACCCUGAGGUUUUAAUAAGAAGAAGCCCCUAUGGCUAAAACUUUAAAUAAACUAAACCAAAAAUGUUAUUGAUGUUUUAUAUAUAGAGAGUAGUCGCAUUAGUUUUUGUUACUGUACUGUUUGAGGUCUCAACUGUACCGUAUCACGGUAAUAACAUGGUUUUGAAACCUUUUUUUUAUUUUGUCACAGACCUGUUGUCAUAGUUGAAAUGACGUUUAUUGUAGAUGGUAUUUGAACAACUUCUGGAAAUAGUUCAUCAAGUAUGUUUGUUGCUCAUUGUUGUGAUACAUUAAAAACUGUAUCUGCAAACCA
Molecule: messenger RNA, 14634 nt
Organism: Myripristis murdjan (pinecone soldierfish)
Lineage: Eukaryota; Metazoa; Chordata; Actinopteri; Holocentriformes; Holocentridae
Gene: zfhx4
Product: zinc finger homeobox 4
Exons: 12
Coding region: 436-11811 (3791 amino acids)
Biological process (GO): regulation of transcription by RNA polymerase II
Cellular component (GO): nucleus
Molecular function (GO): DNA-binding transcription factor activity, RNA polymerase II-specific; RNA polymerase II cis-regulatory region sequence-specific DNA binding; zinc ion binding
Source: RefSeq, a predicted model, not a curated record